Rhipicephalus microplus (southern cattle tick) is the source of this 441-nucleotide messenger RNA. It is a transcript of the gene OSCP1, whose product is annotated as Organic solute carrier partner 1. Gene Ontology annotation, biological process: transport. The record is from RefSeq and is a predicted model, not a curated record. NCBI's taxonomy places the organism in Eukaryota, Metazoa, Arthropoda, Arachnida, Ixodida, Ixodidae. Gene Ontology annotation, cellular component: cytoplasm; plasma membrane.
AUGGCGCUCCGCGCGCUGCCGCUGCUCUACGUGAACAUGGGCGGCGAGAUGCUCUACAUCCUGAGCCAGAGACUCAAGGCGCAGCGGAUAGACGCGGACAAGGCGCAGCGAGUGAUGUCCGACAUCGUGGCGGCCAUGUUCGGAGGACGGCUGGUCGACGAGCUGUUUCGGCCUCAGCCGCUCUACUCUGCUCGGGCGCUGCGAUCGCUCUUCGAGAAGCUGACGCACACGUCUGUCAUGCGACUUAGCCCCGCCAGCAUGGACAAGCUGUACGACCUGAUGUGCAUGGUGGUCAAGUACCAGCUGUGGGCGUGCUCCAGUCCCCGCGACCUGCUGCCUCUGACACUCAAGCACCUCGAGGCGGCCGGACCAGGCGGACCAGCCAGUCACGCGGCUUCAGCCGUCCAGAAGGUCAGCGUUGUCCAUCACGUCACGCACUGA